AUGACCAUUCGUGCGAAAUUCUACAUGCCCUAUGAAGGGAAUCCUUCCUGCCAUGGGAAGAUAAUUAUGUCCUGGCCGGGGCCUGACAACCCAAAUUAUGAGAAAUGCCGGAUCGCCCGUAUAAAGAACGAACUGAUCGCAAUCGCGAAAGCAAUUUGUCAUUUUCAGACUGUAAUUCUCCUGGUGCAUUCCACGGAGGUUCCCGAAGCGGAACGAGCAUUCCAACACUCUGGCAGAUAUGGUGUCGAAAUACAACCUACUGACGUGAGUGACUUGGAAUUUUGGAUGCGCGACGUAGCGCCGACAUUUGUGAUCAGUGAAGGGACGUCACGGUCCAUUCUGCACGGGGUCGACUUCCACUUUAAUGGCUGGGGUGGACGAUAUCCCUCAAGUAACAAUACAAUUCUCGCGAAGGACUUCCUCGCUGACAGAGGAAUCCCCCACGUAGAGACUUCAGUCGUCCUAGAAGGCGGCGCGUUGGAAACGGACGGAGAAGGAACCUUACUGGCGACCGAGAGCUCCAUCUUUAACCCUAAUCGCAAUCCUAGUGUUAGUCGAGUGACGAUCGAGAAAGAGCUUUGCAGGCUUUUGGGCGUAUCCAAAAUUAUUUGGCUACCUGGGCUGAAUGAUUACGAGGUGACCGAUGGACAUAUUGAUAUCUGGGCCCGCUUUGUGGCUCCUGGUAAAAUCGUCCUCAAUAAGCCCUCUUCAGAUAAUGAAGUUUUAAGAGCGGUCUAUGAUACAAAUAAGCGUAUCUUAAGCCAGGCAACAGAUGCGAAAGGAAGACGCUUUGGACUUUUCGACAUCCAUGAAGCGCGUUUAGAUGGGCCUAUUCCCUCGGAUGCGGACUUGUGUCUGAGUUAUGUGAACUACGUGCUCGUAAAUGGUGCGGUUAUUGCUCCACGAUUUGGAGAUGAAAAGGCCGACAACUUGGCUAUACAAACACUUCGAAGGUUGUUUCCAAACCGAGAGGUGGUCCAGGUGUAUCUUAAAGAAAUCGUGCUGAAUGGCGGCGGCAUCCACUGUGUGACGCAACAGAUCCCUAUUCCAUAG
Aspergillus caelatus is the source of this 1053-nucleotide messenger RNA. Its product is annotated as agmatine deiminase family protein. The transcript has a single exon. Lineage: Eukaryota; Fungi; Ascomycota; Eurotiomycetes; Eurotiales; Aspergillaceae. The record is from RefSeq and is a predicted model, not a curated record. Gene Ontology annotation, biological process: putrescine biosynthetic process. The coding region runs from base 1 to 1053 and encodes 350 amino acids. Gene Ontology annotation, molecular function: protein-arginine deiminase activity; agmatine deiminase activity.